Messenger RNA from Hermetia illucens (black soldier fly), 4581 nucleotides. RefSeq names its product transmembrane channel-like protein 7. Bases 828 to 3398 code for a protein of 856 amino acids. NCBI's taxonomy places the organism in Eukaryota, Metazoa, Arthropoda, Insecta, Diptera, Stratiomyidae. Gene Ontology annotation, cellular component: plasma membrane. Gene Ontology annotation, molecular function: mechanosensitive monoatomic ion channel activity. The transcript is spliced from 4 exons. The record is from RefSeq and is a predicted model, not a curated record.
UGCGUUGCAAUUGUGUGGGAGAAUAACAGACCGCAUAUGUGUGUAGGCAGUGCUGCCACUUGGCGGACAAAAACCGUGGAAAGUCGAAAUCGGCCAAGUAUGGGAAAAACGGCGAACGAGCAAAAGUACACAAAGUGAAAUGGUCGCUGGCUGCCGUGCGGUGCCAUUGUCGCUUUCGUCUCGGUAGUGGUCGUGCGCGCUGUGUCCGCUGUCGUGUCGCUAAGUUCCGUUCGCGGAGUGAAGUGUUGUUUUGUGCUCGUUUGGAAUUGCCGAAAAAAAUACUUUGCAAAUGCAGUGAUUUUCUAAAUUGACGAGUGGCCGCGAAGUGGACAAAUGCAGUUGGCAUAAUGCGGAGAUCCGGUUUGCGUUGAUGCGGGCGACAUUGGUGCCCAGGAUCGGUGGCUCUCGGAUUAAAAUCAAAUCAGCGGAGACGGUGGUGCAGAGCAACAGAAACUCGAAGGAGAGAAGUAGGAGCAGCAGAACAGGCGGACGGACAGGCAGGAGGACGGAUAAAAAGUGGUCGGGCUGGUCGCGGGAGGCGCAAGGCGACUGGUGGCUGGCUAGAGGCUAGAUUGCGGUACAGUGGCGGCUGCUUUGACCUCUCGCUGGACUUGGAUGCACCCCUGCGGAGGCGGCUGAGGCUCCGUGUUGACCCGUGCACUGCAGCGGCGACUGCAGGCUCAGGCGGCGCGGCCGAGCAGUUUGACGUCUCGCUCAAAACAAAGACGCAGAGGGCGGCGACCCCAUUUUCACCGUCGUCGUCAUCGUCGCGUAAUUAGAAUUGCCACAAUAUAUCCUAGCGGAAAUAAUAGUCAGAUCAGUUUAAAAUGUCUGGCGGGAAGGAUAAAAAGAAUCGUGUAAAUAAAGCGCAUGGGUGGGAGGAGGCGGGCGGUGAGUUCUAUCAAGAAAGUUAUCCGGCCGAUUGGGAAGGACUACAAAGAGAUCCAGCCGCAAUUGCAACGCUACUACCGUCGAAACAAAAUAGAGCUGCCACGACAAGACGAGCACGUAGUACACAUCAGGACACAAAAGGAAGUCGUCGACAACAGACUGCAACACGUCGUCGAAAUUCCACAGCCCGGCGCGGAUCUCAAUAUCAUGAAGUGCAGGUAGCAAUGUUACCUGAUUUGUCUCAAGAUUUGACUGAUGAAGAACGAAUAUGGGAGGAAAUUCACGAAAUAAAAACUAUGCCAGUAUCGAUGGCACAAAAGAAAGAAAUGAAAGCACAAUUACAGAAUGCCACAAAACUACGACUACAGGGACUCGAUCAAAUUAAAUGGCAGCGGCGCAAAGUCUGGCACCAGGUUGUCGCCAAAUGGGCUGAAGUCCUCACGAAAAUGGAACUAUGGCGUAACUCGCUUAAAGAAAUCGAAGGAAAUUUCGGUACAGGUGUUGUAGCCUAUUUCCUAUUUUUAAGAUGGCUCAUGUUUUUGAAUCUCGCCAUUUUCGUGUUGAUAUUGUCAUUUGUAGUAAUACCGCAUGUGGUAUUACAAGAGCCUAUGGAUAAGCCAUGCGAUGCUAUCAGUGAGAGUAAUUCAACACAAUGUUGUACAGAAGACUAUUUCAAUCGCACCUCGUCGGAGAAAUUCUCGAUACUGGACAUAAUUCAAGGAACGGGCUUCAUGGAGAAGACGUUGAUGUUCUAUGGAAUGUAUACGAAUAAGAUUUUCGGGCAUUAUCCAUAUGAAAACGCAUCAUCGGUAUCAUCUAGUCAUAGUAGUCUAUACAGGGCCGAGCUGUAUUACGAUCUUCCAUUGGCUUAUAUCAGUAUUACGGCUGUAUAUUUUCUCGUGUCGCUGGCUGCAAUCGUGAAAGCGGCCUCGCGUGAAUUCAAGGAUCGUCUAGUCGAUGGCGAAGGCCAAUUCUAUCAGUAUUGUAAUUUAAUCUUCGGCGGGUGGGAUUUUUGUAUACACAAUGAAAAAUCGGCUGAUAUCAAGCACAAGGCCCUGUACAAUGAGAUCAGAGGCUUACUGCAUUCAAAACGACUGGAAUACGAGCGUCACAACCGAUCACGUGAUUUUAUGUUUAAAUUGAUCGUUAUACGAUUUCUAAUCAAUAUCUUAGUUUUAAUUAUUCUGGCAAUUUCGGCUGUUGUAAUAUAUAUUCUAUUCGAGAUAAGUUUACGGCACUUAGAACCUAAUUAUAAGCACAGUCAUUCGCCGUACAAAUUGUUCCAGAGUACGUCGACGGGGACAUUAGCAUCGUUCAAUGCAUAUGGAACAAUAAAUUCUAAUUUAACAUCAUCAACAUCAUCUUCUGGCGAGCAAAUUGAUGAAGAACUGGCGAAUAAUGACUCGUUAAUUCUCCGAUCUGCACAAAAUGACGGGAUGCUAACGCUUGAGAUGCAAUUGCAAAAUUUAUUUCAUGAAUUCCUUCCGUACAUUGCAAUUGUAUGCUUGAAUGUUGUAGUCCCAAUUGUUUUUAAUUACUUGGUAGAAUUUGAACAGUACUCGCCAAUGUUUGUGAUUAAGAUCAGUUUGUUGCGUACGAUAUUCUUGCGGCUAUCGUCGCUGGCGGUGCUUUUGAGCCGCUUCUACUUUCUCAUCAUACCAGAGGUGGUGGACGAUGAGUGCUAUCGUAAAAAUUCAGGCACGCCACAAUGCUGGGAGACUUUCGUAGGGCAGCAGUUUUAUAAAUUAGUCAUAACCGAUUUUGUCACGCAUAUUUUUGUAACGUUCUUUGUUAACUUUCCGCGAUCGUUGUUUGCGAAACAUAUACGGUCCAAAUUUGCACGAUUUGUUGGCGAGCAGGAGUUUGAAUUGUCAAAGCACGUUCUGGAUGUGGUUUAUUCGCAAACAUUGUGCUGGCUGGGGAGUUUUUACGCCCCAUUUUUGCCAGCAAUUUCGACUGUUCUCACGUUUUUCAUGUUUUAUAUUAAAAAGUUUGCGUGCUUGGUGAAUUCAAAGCCAUCAUCAAUUUUAUAUCGUGCUUCCCGUUCAAAUUCAUUAUUCAUGUUAAUUUUACUGAUCUCAUUCGCGAUUGCCGUGAUCCCGGUAGUGUAUGCUGUUGCGGAAAUCAUGCCAUCGAGAUCAUGUGGGCCAUUUAGAGGGUUACGGUCCGUCUGGGAUGCGGCAAUUACGGCUUUCAUGAAAAUGCCACAGUUUUUCCAGAAUAUUAUAUUCUUUUUCGGUACAGCAGGCUUUGCUAUACCUGCAUUUGUUGUUCUCACACUUUUCCUGUAUUAUUAUUAUGCCGUGUCUGAUGCCAACAAGCAUAUGGUGCAAGUUUUGAAGAAUCAACUGGUUCUGGAAGGACACGAUAAGCAAUUUCUACUUAAUCGGCUGAGUUCGUUUAUAAAACAGCAACAGGAGUAUCAGAAGAAGAUGGUGCAAUACGAAAGGGAUCGUGAACAGAAGAAUGCAAGGGACAGGAAUCGAACAGCAGCUGAUGAAGAGUAGAAGGAGCGGGUAUCGAACGCGGAAAAGACAAAAGAUAAAGGCGUUAUCGUGGUAUAAAUGUUUAGCCAGUUCGCAAUCUCUUAUAAUUUGGCAUUGACUGAAAUACGUGAUAUUCCUUCCCAAUUUUUCGCAAUGGUAUAUCAGAGGCUAAGCGCUAUUUUAUUAAACACAGCCUCCAUCUCACAUGUCAGGUUGUGCUAUACAAAACUCUUUAACCUUUGACAAUGCGAGCAAGUUCCUUUUUUUAUUAUUUCGUACUUUACCUCGUCAUAUAUUAAAUGAGACUCCUCUUUUUUGCAAAUUUCGUGCCGGUUCACGAAGAAUUCCGAAACGGAUGUGGUAAAUUUUCGGCAUUUUGCAAAAUUCGUUGAGGAAACAAUUUGAGAAAAUAUCACACUGCGCAGAAUAAGACUUAACAACAUGAAACCCACCUGAAUGAAGGUUUAAAUCAAAGUUAAUUCAAUCGCAUGCCAAUUACUUUCACUGUACUUUUGUAAAGUGGAUCAUGCGCUCCAAUGAAUCUGCCAGAAUAGUAGGAUAUCGUUUAUCUCUCAUUAGUUGCAGUAAAUCUAUUUCGAUUGGCGGUUUUUUACUGGAUAAACGAUUAUACUAUGAGCGCUAUGUGAAAUUAUAAAUAAAAUUAUAUAAAUACAAAUAAAAAUUAUAUUUAAUUAGAUAAAUUUUAUUGAUGCUAAUAGAACUUAGCACACAUCUGAAUUAUAUUCUAUAAGAACAAAAUUUUUAUAUAUAACUAAGCGAUAAGUUCUCCUCUUGGCUUUGUUUUAUAUAAGCUACUUUGAUUGUGAUCUAUGUUUUUAUUUCUACAUAUUUUUUUAAAAUUACAAUUACUAGAAUUAUAUAUAUAUAUAGCCUAUAUAUAUUUACUACACUGAGAAAGGAUCCUUGUGUUGAAAUAUUUAAUUAUUAUAUGACAUAUCUAUAAGGAAAUCAAGAAUCUAGAGAGAGGAUAUGAUAAAAGAUGAACAGCAAGGAAUCAUGAGAAUGUCACACGUUCACUUUUUAAAUAAAUUAUUUAUUUAUUUAGUUAUACAGUACGAGAUUUGUAUAUAAAAGUUUACACAACUCCUACACAAUUAUAAAGAAAUCGAAAUCCAAUGUUAAACUGAUUGCAUUUAUUCAUCAUUUUAUACGUAACAUUUUCAUUAUUCGAGAUUCAAUGGAU